Molecule: messenger RNA, 1046 nt
Organism: Drosophila teissieri
Lineage: Eukaryota; Metazoa; Arthropoda; Insecta; Diptera; Drosophilidae
Product: zinc finger protein 572
Exons: 1
Coding region: 50-829 (259 amino acids)
Cellular component (GO): nucleus
Molecular function (GO): zinc ion binding
Source: RefSeq, a predicted model, not a curated record
CGUUUAUACAAACCGUUCCCAACUUUCCCAAUGCGAUAUCUGUCUGAAAAUGGAGUCUUCGAUAUGCCGUGUGUGUUUGGAGGACAAGGAGAACAUGCUAAACGUCUUCCAAGCGACACCGGCAUCCGGGAUUUCCGUAGCGCGCAUGAUUUCCCAGUGGAGCGGCUACCCAGUCAAGCCGCAGGAUCCCUUUCCCAAGACCAUUUGCUCAUCCUGUCUGCAGGAUGCGCACAGUGCCUACCAGAUGGACCACGCGCACUGGCCAGAGCACUCGGUGAAAGAGGAGGUAACGGAGGAGGAGAAGCCAGCGAGUGGGGGAGAAGGAGCGAAUCAGCUCGAUAUCCAAGUGAAGGAGGAAACAAUCGAUGACAGUCACUGCGUGCUGGAGCCAAUCGAUGCUUUAUGGAGUUUAGUGGGGGACUCCCACGCUAACCAGGCUCCACCGCACGUGAGGAACGAGCCUCUGGUGGAGAACGAUGAGAAUGCCUGGCCCAACUCCAACUCCAACUGGGAUGGCAGUGCCAGCAAGAGUAGCGCGCAGCAGAAACCCAAUAAGAAUAAUAGCAACAAUGAAAAUAAUAAGAUAAAUAGUAACAAGAAAAGGAAUGAACAUAUUAGGUGCCCUCCAUACCCGCAACGGCUAUCGAGGAAGGGGCUUGAACAGCAUGCGCCCACCCACCAGGAGAGUCGACCAUUUGGGUGUCAUACCGAUGAACGACCUUACAAGUGCUCCCAGUGCUCCAAGUCCUUCAAACACUGCCGCAGUCUUAGGCGCCAUGAGAAAGUACACAAGACGGGAACUGCAGCUGGGGUCAGGAAGCAGAAAUGAGCAGAGGGAUAGAGCCAGGUUGAAGAACGGCCAGGUGGCUAAAAGACUUAUGCAACGUAUUACCAAAGCUUAGAGAUCUCCGGAAUGCGGACACCUUAUAAUGAUUAUAUAUAGUUUUUAUAUACUUUACAUGUUUACUAUAUACAUGUUAACCGUUUGGCAAACGAAUGGAUUUUAAAAUCGUUGACUAUUAUUUAAAAUGUGGUUUUGAUUUAAG